Messenger RNA from Paramacrobiotus metropolitanus, 2836 nucleotides. Its product is annotated as cullin-5-like. The transcript is spliced from 5 exons. The coding region runs from base 308 to 2692 and encodes 794 amino acids. Gene Ontology annotation, biological process: protein ubiquitination; SCF-dependent proteasomal ubiquitin-dependent protein catabolic process. Gene Ontology annotation, cellular component: SCF ubiquitin ligase complex; Cul5-RING ubiquitin ligase complex. Gene Ontology annotation, molecular function: ubiquitin protein ligase binding. The record is from RefSeq and is a predicted model, not a curated record. Lineage: Eukaryota; Metazoa; Tardigrada; Eutardigrada; Parachela; Macrobiotidae.
UAAGUAGUGUCACAGUACUUUUGGAUCAUUUUGAAGAGAAAGAAAAAUUUUUAUACAGAUAGUUUUUAGUGACGAGUUUAUACUCUAGGACAGUCUAAUUGUAAUUGUACAAUAAGUAGUACCGUAAUUUAUUUUUGGUGUGCUAUUUGAGAUCUUGAAUUAGCGACCACGGUAAAGAACUCAAAACUGCUGUUGCACUUUGAAAUAUACAGGUCGACUUGGAGAAGCCUUCCACCUGGACCACAAAAUUUUUUGGUGCGUGAACUGUAAAGGCAGAAAAGCUGAAGAUCGAUUCCCAAAUGUUUAUAUGGCUCUCGGAAGUUUUAAUUUUGGCGCUCUGGGACUGGCCGAGAACGCCGACGUGUCCGAUGUCUUCGAGCGCGCCUUUAAUCCAACAUUUGUGAAACUCUUGUCGCAAACUUCCGUCCCGAAAGCAGAAUGGCAGCAUCUGUUUUUCACCGUCUACAAAUAUGUGAUAUGGUUCGACGACGCAGACCACGUGCUGGCCACCAAGCUGUACCAGUGUCUGCGCACGGACGUCGAACAGUGCGCACAAUCCGUGGCCGAGUACAUCAACGAAGAGGACGAUCGGAUCUUUCUGGAGAAGUACGUUAAACGCUGGAACGACUUCUAUGUGCAGUCGUCGCAUGCGCCUCUCCCGUUCCAUUCCGUGGAUACGGCGCUGCUGGAGCAGACAGAUUUCGCGCGGCAGAGUAAGCACGACAAGGACUCCAUGAAGCCCAUUCAGCGCAUGAUGCUGCAGGUGUGGCAGGAGAUCGUUCUGACGCCGCUGGCGACACGGCUGCUGAAGAUUGUCGCGGACAUGCUCAAUGUAGAAAGGGAAGGGGGGUUUAUUUUCGGCGAUCUCAUUGUCGGCGUACGGGAUUCGUUUUUGUAUGUCAGUGCGUCCAAAUCGUUUUUCGAACAGAAUUAUGAACAGGUGUACAUUAGCAGUCUGGAAAGAUAUUUUAUGCAAGCGGCUACCUCGCGCUUUACCACAGGAAACGUGGUUGAAUACUCCACAUGGGCGGAGCAGACUUUCCAUGAUGAACAUGCACGUGCCAAAAAGUACCUGAGCUCGUCUCCCAAGUAUAAAGAACCUGUCAAUCGAAUGAACGAGCGUUUAGUGGAAAUUCUGAUUCAGAAUCCGCAAAUUUAUGAUGCUGUUUCUAAUGAAGCAUGCCGUUUGGUCGAGGAACGACGAAGUGAACCCUUGAGCGUUUUGUAUCAAUUGUUGGACCGUGUGCCGGAGGGAUUAGAGCCGUUAAUCGCUGCUGUGCAGGCAUAUAUCGUUCGUAAAGGAAAGGACGAUAUGCUGGAAUCGGCUAGCGUUGUGGCCUCUGAUCCUGAGAAAUACGUGGAAAAACUCCUGGGUUUGUUUCGGUCUUUCUCCCAGUUGAUUAUUGAUGCCUUCAACGAAGACCAUCGAUUCACGUCUGCUCGAGACAGAGGCUUCCAAGAAGUGGUCAACGAUACUAGUGUGUUUUCCUUCCAGCUGAAGGGCCGAACAGGAAAUCUGGAAUCUCGUUGUCCAGAGAUGCUGGCUAAUUUCUGUGAUUCUUUGUUGCGGAAAACCGCUCUUAGUCGACGACUGGGGUCGGAAGAGAUUGCUCAGCGAUUGAAAAGCACAUUGCAAGUGUUGAAGUAUGUAUCCAGCAAGGAUAUUUUUAUGCAGUUUUAUCAGAAUAAUUUGGCGAGACGGCUUCUUCUUGGGCUCUCGGUUGAUUCGGAUUUGGAGGAAGAGAUGAGUAAAUGGCUGGCUAAUGUGGGUAUGCCGGCGGAGAUCAUAUCGCGAAUAAAUCGGAUGUUCAUGGAUAUCAGAAUCAGCGAGGAUCUUAGUAGAGCCUGGCAGGAGUAUGCGAGUGGCGCGGGUUUGCGAUCGAGGAAUGGGGAAAUCGAUCCUAAAGUGCUGAAUGUUUGUUCUUGGUCGAAACCAGGCGAACGGACGGCUUGCGCAAUUUCGCCGGAAGUGGAAGAAUUCAUCGUUGAAUUUGAGAAGUGGUACUGCGAACGAUAUCAGGGACGCAAGCUCGUGUUGGCGGGAAACAGUUCCAACAUGGUCAUUCAGUUCGAAUCACGAAUGGGGACGUACGAGCUUGAAGUGACGAUGUUUCAGUGGGCAGUGCUAAAAGCUUUUAAAGAUUGUGGAAAAGCAAAAUUGGGUUUCGAAGCUGUACAAAUGGCAACUGGAUUGCCUCUUGUCGAGUUGAAGCGCACGCUUUGGACGCUUUGUACCAUGUCGAAAUGUGGUAACCAGGUGAUGGGCUUUGCCUCCCGGGAGCGGUGUGAUAAUCAAGGAAUUGCGUCCGGGUUUUCUGCAAAAGAUAUAGAUAAACAUACUGUGUUUUGGCUGAAUAUGAAUUUCGCACCGGUUCGUGCUGGAAGGCCACAAAGACGCGGCCGGAUAAAUUUAAUCGGGAAGCUACAAAUCGGUUCGGAUCGGUCUAUUGAGGAGGAUCAAGAAGGCAUUGCGGUGCUGCGAGAGCUGCGUGUUCAAGAAGCGAUAACCAAGGUGAUGAAAACGCGGAAAACGGCUUCCAUGACAGAAAUCCACACUGAGACAAUUGAAUUGUUGAAAAAUUUGUUUGUCCCCACUCGUAAAGUUCUGAAGGAACAAAUUGAAUACCUUAUCGAAAAAGAAUAUAUAUCUCGUGAUGAGCGGGAUUUUGGUGUUUUCCACUAUGUGGCUUGAUGAUAGUGUAUGUUGUUAGGCGAAAGAAUUUGUUUUUACAGUAAUUUUUCCCGGUGAGAAUCUCCGAUGGCAUGACUUUGGAUUUUCGGCUGUACUUUGUUGAAAAUAAGAUGUUUGCCUUUUCCAGCCCUGUUUCGUAAGCAA